Molecule: messenger RNA, 1714 nt
Organism: Cuscuta campestris
Lineage: Eukaryota; Viridiplantae; Streptophyta; Magnoliopsida; Solanales; Convolvulaceae
Source: the annotation of a GenBank genome assembly
UAUGUUUACGCAGUUCGGAGAACUCUCCUAGUCUGCGGGGCCCACGUCCGUGUAGGUGACCUUUUCUCUUGCCCAGAUGUUUAGUUUAUCUUUUCCCAAGGCUGACCAUUUCCUUCGUUUCCAGUGGAAUUACAAGAUUCAGGAGAGGAGAUGGACAGUGAUCUCCUGCUCAGUCGUUUCACUGCAGGGAGGAAAAGGAAGAGAGAGACGAAGGGCCAGGGAAAACGUUCUUCAUCUCACCACGAGGAGGGUCCUUCUCGAGCGCCGGCCGUAAUUGUGGUGGAGGACCAAGAAGAUGCUACCCAGGAACCGGGUACCAUGGCUGGCCAAUCCCCUCCACACCCCGUGAUGCAGGGUGGUGAACUCGCUGGGUCGUCUCAGGGCAUUGCCUUGGAGCGACCUCCAUCACCACCCGCAGUGACCUACGAGGUGGCGACCGGGGGUCGCUCGACGAGGCUCUGCAUCCCUCCCCUACCCCAAAGCCUAGGGGACGUACAGCUGGAGACCCUUAUCACUCUGCCUGCAGAAGACCGGGCUCGUAUCUCGGCAGGCUCCGAGGACGACCUCGACAACAUGGUCCUUUUGAGGCUUAGUCAGGCCGCCGCGGACGAGGCGAUGAAAGCAGCCGAGGCCAAGCAGAAGGAGCUGCAGGAGGAGGUCGCUCGACUCACCAGGGAGUUGGAGGAGAAAGAAGAUCGCUGCGCGGCGCUUACUGUGGAGAAAGCUUCCCAGGAGAACCACUGCGUCGCCCUUGAGGCAGACAAGGCCUCCUUGUCCUUGGAGCAGUUGGAGGUGGAGAGGAGCGAUUGGGUCCGCCAUGCAGAGGGAGCAGUAGAAUCCUUCAAGUCCUCUCCUGACUACACGGUAGUCGCGAUGGAGCGGAUGGAAGAGCUAACGGCCGCUUGGCUCAAAACUGAACCUGGGGCUCAAUGGAUGGUCAAGGAGGGAACCAAGUCCUUCAACUGCGGACUCUUCCAUGCCCAACAGGUCUUCCACGACAGGCUGGCCCAGCUCCCUAAGGGAUUCUCUCUCCCCGACCUUGGCUUCCCUCCUCCCUGCCACUCCUUGGCCGAGUUCAACCCCAGUCCCUAUGUGGACGGGGGGAGCUCGAGCGCGUCGGAAGAAGAAGAAGUGGAAGGAAUUCCUGUUUCUCUAGAUCUUUCCGACGGGCCGGCUCCUUCUUCGCCGGAGCCUGCCUCCUCCCCCAAGUCAGUCAAUUCCAACGACUGGGGGGGGCCUGACCCUUACGAAUUCUGUCGCCGGUUGCCUCGCCGGCAGUGGCCGUCGGUGAAACUGCCGCCACCACCUCCAAACCCUUAUGAAGACUUUAGUGAGGCGUACGAGGCCCUCUCCGCCAACCGCCUGUCUGACGGGCGGAUUGACUGGGAUGCUCCAUGCCCCCUCCAUUCCCUGCAAUGUAUGGCCUGGGGGAGCAUUCAAGAUGAGCACUUACCCCUCCUGGAGCAUGAGUGCGCAUACUACGCAAGUCUUGAGCGAUGGCCUAGCGAGAGUCGCACCGGUUCGCCGGUGAGGCCUACGGAGGAGGUUGCGUUAGGGGAAGAACUGGGGGCGACCACUCCCGUUCCAUGUUGGGGAAGAAAGGUGGUCGUCCUGGACGGCCGGUGAUCGGAGUUUUGCCUGUCCAUACAGCCCCAGAUUUACCUUUCACACCUGCCUGUCCCCCCUAGACCUUCGCUCGCAAAAUCUUAGAUUG